Molecule: messenger RNA, 1292 nt
Organism: Solanum dulcamara
Lineage: Eukaryota; Viridiplantae; Streptophyta; Magnoliopsida; Solanales; Solanaceae
Exons: 7
Coding region: 26-868 (280 amino acids)
Biological process (GO): endoplasmic reticulum to Golgi vesicle-mediated transport
Cellular component (GO): TRAPP complex
Source: RefSeq, a predicted model, not a curated record
CGUUCUUUGGUUAAUCACGCGGGUAAUGCUUGGACUUAGCUGUAAUUUGAAUUUCAAGGACAAAAAUCGUCAUCAGCAAGAUCAUCUGCAGGAGGAUUCUUACAGUCAGUGUGUGAGUUUUAGUUAUCAAUGUGUCGGGGAAUUCCAGGUUUCACAAUUUGGUACGCGGUACACGAUGGUGGAGGUCAUCCUCUUCAGUUCUGCAUUGAGGCAGUCAGUUAAUGCGAAUUUACUCGACCCGGAGGUAAGUGGAGGGUCCGACUUGUCGCCAUUUGUGGAAUCUCUUAAAUCAAACAAAAUUCCCACAAAGCUUCUGAAUCAGUGCCACUACCCAGUCAAUCGAUCCACAGUAAAGAAAAUGCAGUUCUUCGGAGGAUCAGAGAUCAGCCCAUCGCCGCCACCGCCGACAGUAUCAGGAAAUAAUGCACAUAUGUUGUAUGUAUUCAAUAGGAAUGGAGUUUGUCUUCUUUACAGGGAAUGGAAUCGGCCUCUUAAGACCUUAAACCCUCAGCAGGACCAUAAGCUCAUGUUUGGUUUGCUCUUCUCUCUCAAAUCUUUAACCGCCAAGAUGGAUCCUACAAGUGCUGAAAAAGGUAAUCUUGGGGUGCCGCAAUUACCUGGACAAGGAUGUUCAUUUCAUAGCUUUCGUACUAAUACAUAUAAACUCAGUUUCAUGGAAAGUCCGUCUGGGAUAAAGAUCAUCCUUGUCACACAUCCUAGGACUGGUGAUCUAAGGGAAUCUUUGAAGUAUAUUUACAAUUUGUAUGUUGAAUAUGUGGUGAAGAAUCUACUCUACUCCCCAGGGGCUCCUAUUAAGUGUGAGCUAUUUAAUUCUACGCUCGAUCAGUAUGUCAGAGGCCUUGGAUAAAUUUUCAAGAUUACAAUACCUUCAGGAUCAAAUGGAUUCAGAUACUUCUUAGUUGUCCCCUUCUGUUAUGAUGCUCUAUUAUCAGUGAUGGAAGAAUGGCUCAGGUCGAGUUCAAUACAUUCUAAAAACUUGCUGCACCCACUUUGGACAAAGUGUUGCGCCAAUUGUGUUUUACCUAGUUACAGUAUGACCUCAUUUUGGUAACUUCAGUAUAUUGUCUUUCAUGUCAUUAAAUGUGUUUAAACGAUAAGAGUUGGAUUAGGUCUGUAUUACAUUCAUUAGAUGCUGCAUUGGUGCUUGUCCUUUGAUGUUUUUAUGUGGUAUGUAUACAUACACUAGUACAAUGAAGAAUGGUAGAAUAGUCCUUUUAAAGGUUUAAGAUAGUUUUGCAGUGAAUGUGAAGUGUGCUUGCUUUUUAGUAUUG